UUCGUCCACUACACAAUGGAUGGAGCUGGGUAGUGCCGAUGUCUACUUCUGGCUCUGGAGCUAUUUUGGAAAAGCUGAUCGGUGGGGGUUGCAGUUUGCCGAAUCCUGCUGAUCUGGAUUGGACAUCAAUAUAUAAAUCCUGGACAACUGCUUUAAUAGAACUGUGUUCCAGUGACUUGGCUACCUAUAUCAUAGCAUUUAUUUAUGCUCCCUGCAGAAAAAUGGAUUCAGGAAACCUAAAGAACAUCUUUCGAGGACAAGCACAAAUUCUGCCUGUAGAGUCAUCCAAGAGUGUUCGACUUUUCAUAAGCUCCACUUUUUCAGAUAUGGCAGAAGAACGUGAUGCACUAUUGGAGAUGGCCUAUCCUGAGAUACAAGCUUUUUGCCAGAAACAUGGAUUAACAUUUGAGGUGGUAGACAUGCGUUGGGGAGUCCGAGAUUAUGCCUCAGUGGAUCACAUGACCACAGAUCUUUGUCUGAAGGAGAUUAAAACCUGUCAGAAGACUUCUAUAGGACCAUACUUCAUUGCAUUAAUAGGCAGUCGCUAUGGAUUUAGACCAUUACCUCGAGUCAUAGAUGAAGACGAAUUUGACAUACUAUACAAGAAAGUUCUCAAGGAUGAAGCCGAAGCUCAGCUUUUGACUCUGUGGUUUUGGAGAGAUAUAAAUGCUGUCCCUCCAAAAUAUGUAUUCCAGCCUAUUACAACUCAUUUUCCUAAUUUCUCAAAUACGGAUCCGUCCCAUGCAGAAAUCCAAGCAAAGGAAGCCAGGGAGUGGAGAGAGGUUGAGAAGCGGCUAUCGAGUAUAUUACGCUCAGCUGCAGAAGUUGCACACAUUGAAGGAUUGAUUACUCAAGAGCAAAAACAUAAGUAUUAUAAAUCAGUGACAGAAUGUGAAAUUGAAGGCGGACUCUUGGCCUCUGAAGCCAAUCCCCCAGGCUCUUCUAUCUUCUUUAGAGAAGUGAACAAUAUGGAUCUUAGUAAAGUCUCAUAUCUCAUUGAUGUCGCCGAAAAUGGAAAUCCAGACACAGAAGCUCGACAGCUUCUAACUGACCUAAAGACCAGGAUAGUUCAAAAGCAUCCUGAUAAAGUAAAGAUACAUACAGUCGAAUUUAAUAAACAGAUAUGCAAAGAAACAUAUCUGCGGAAACUCUGCGACCAGGUCAUUGCUGUGGUCAAUCAUCAGAUACUUAACUCUUUAUCCAGAAAGAAUGCUGACCUACCAGAAUCAAAGAAACAUCACCCCUGGCUAGGUUGGCUGAUGCAAGAGGUCACACACCACCUGCUUCUCUCGAAAAAAAAAUCUGAAGUAUUUUGUGGACAACAGGACAUGUUGCAAAGGAUUGUAAGUUAUGUCAGAGAGAAGGACAUACGACUCCCUCUUAUUAUCUAUGGAGCUUCUGGGUCAGGAAAAACUGCACUGAUGUGUAAGGCCUUUGAUAUGGUAAAACAUUUGGUGGCAAAUAAUGAGAAUUAUAUAUUGGUGCUGAGACUUCUUGGCACAUCACCACAAAGUUCAGAGAUCCAUGAUGUUCUGAAGAGUAUUUGUUAUCAGGUAUGCUUAGCAUUGGACUUGCCGCCACCCACUCCUCAGGUCACUAACAUUUACAAUGAAACAGUAAGGUUUUUUCACCAAAUGCUCACAACAGUAUCUAAUAGAAAAACAGAGACCUUGGUGUUGUUUCUGGAUUCACUUGAUCAAAUCUCUCAAUCAGAGGGUGCCCAUCAUCUCCACUGGCUGCCGAAGGAAUGCCCAAACAAUGUACACAUUGUGUUGUCAACAUUACCCGAAGAAGGAGGCAUCUUGAAUACCCUUAGAGGAAACAUCAUAGAUGAAACAUGUUACUUGGAAGUUCAGACUCUCUUACCUGAGCAAGGAGGCCAGAUAAUUGAAAUGCUCAUGUCUUCAGUAGGACGUAUGUUGACUCAUGCACAACAAGACAUUGUGUUGGAUAGUUUCAAGAAAUGUGGACAACCAUUACUUCUUAGAUUGGCAUUUGAUGAGGCCAAGAGGUGGUCCUCUUACACACCAACCUCAGAGCUCUGUAUUGCUACCAACACAAAAGAAGCUGUACAUCAAUUAUAUGAACGUUUGGAAAAUGUUCAUGGCAAAGUGUUGAUAUCCCAUGUCCUAGGGUAUAUUGUGGCAUCUAGGAACGGCUUGUCAGAAGCUGAGCUAAAGGAUAUCCUCUCCAUCGAUAAUGAUGUCCUCUCAGACAUUUAUCAGUACUGGGCCCCUCCAAGCAAAGAUGUGAUACGAAUUCCUGCUCUUUCAUGGACCCAUAUGCGCCAUGAUCUAGAGGAGUAUUUGGUUGAGAGGCAAGCAGAUGAGAACACGGUAUUAGGCCUAUACCACAGGCAGUUCAUUGAAGUGGCACACAACAUUUACCUGAGCGGGUCAGAGAAGACUAAAAGACAUCACGUUCUAGCUGACUAUUUCAUGGGCACUUGGAGUCUGGGCACCAAAUGUCCCAUCCACCUACCAUUCAUUAAGAAGACCCUGAGUGCUGACAGAAAGGUGGCCCCACAGCCAUUGUGGUUUUCAGAAGACUUGCCGAAUCUCAGAAAAAUUAGUGAGUUGCCUUACCAUCUGCUUAAUGGAGGCCGCUUUGAUGAACUACAGCGGGAAAUUUUAGGCAAUAUGGACUGGAUAUCUAGCAAGAUAGUUUCAUGUGGAAUCAACAGUCUAAUCAAAGACUUUGAUAUGUGCGUGGAACACAUUAAAAAUGAAGAGGCCAAACUUGUCCGUGAUGCACUUCGACUCUUCCAACCUACCAUGAAUUUCAUUGAGGGGCGUAUAGAUCCUUGCAUCAUUUAUGUAGAGAUAUUGGCAAGAUUGCAUUUCUUUAAAUCAUCUUAUCCAUCCUUGAUUGGUGAUCUCUGCCAGCAAUGCUUUACCUGGUUUGAUCAGUAUCAAAACCCCACCUUCAUUCCUAUGAGCGGAUUCUUCCAGCCACCUGGUGGUCCUCUGCAAACCACCCUUACAGGAUUCAAACAAGGUAUCACCGUGAUGGAGGUAUAUCCUGACAAGGAUCUUCUUCUAGUUGGAUCUGAUGAUGGAACCAUGAUAGUUUGGAAUAUCAAGGACAUUGAGGUCAUCCAUACACUGACUGGUCAUUCAGCUGGAAUACGUUGUGUAAAGUUUUUUGGAUUGGGGACUAGAGCUGUUUCCGGUUCUCUAGACCAUACAUUGCUUCUAUGGAAUCUAAUAACUGGUAAAAAGUAUUUGUGUAUUCAAGAAGAUCAUACAAACUAUGAAAAUGCUUAUCUGCAUGUGGAUGAGAAGAUUGGGAUUAUUUACUCAGCAACUGGAUCCAAGGUCUUUGGGUGGAAUAUAGAAUCUGGAGCGCUCUUGCUAUCUCUCACACCUGGUGUUCCUGGGUUUCCACUGCAAGCUGCUGUAUUCACCCCACAAAAAAUCCUGAUGACAGUAACAGAAGGAGGAACUUUACAUUUCUGGGACAGUACAACAGGAGAAUUGAGAGGGUCACGACAGCUACCUGGAAUAGAUGAGGAAACAGCACAGCCAGUUUGUAGCUGCAUCAUUUCCAAAUAUGGAAAGAUGGUGGUUGGAUUCAGAAAUGGCUUCUUGGCACUGAUUUCGUCAGGAGGAGGUGUUUCAACUGAAAAGAUGCCCAGUGGUCUGAUCUUUGCGGUGGUGUCUGAUGAAGAGUCACUGUUUGCUGUUGGAUUUGGAAAACAAGUUCAGGUAUUCAGAGCUGAUUCUAACACUUUAAGGACAUCGUUCGAUCUAUGUCUAGAACAUGAAGACCUGGUGAAAACUGCUGUAAUUUACAGUGAGAAGAAUAUUAUAAUAACUGGAUCACAAGAUGAAACUAUACGGAUCUGGAGCCUGUCUAAGAGAGGGAUGCUGCUAGACAGCUUUUAUGGAAUGGGAAUACCAGUCACUGGCUUGGCCUUGAAAGGAAGUACAUUGGUGUCUUCUUCCAACCGUGCCUACUACCUCAAACUGUGGAAUCUGGAUUAUGAUGAAAAGCACAAGACAGUGCCUCCUUUUCAGGACUGUAGCGGUUGUGUUGCUCUGUCAAGUGCAGGGGACAGAGUUUAUUUCCCUAAAACUGGGGACAAGCACAAAAUUGUUGUCUGGGACACAGUUCAAGGUCGUAUGAUGGAUAUUCUGGAAGCCUCUUCAGGGGUAACCUGUCUAGAGAUUGCAAACAGUAAAAGAAUUUUGUUCUGCGGCUUGACAUCUGGCACUGUACUGGCAUUUCCAUUAGACCAAAGACAAGAUGUUGCUUGUAUUCCUCCUCCUGAUAAUAAUUCACCUGUACUUUGUCUAUCUCUGAGCAAACAAGAAAACCACAUAGCUGUGGCCUACCAAGAAAUGAUUCUACUAUACGAAGUAACAAAAGGAGAUCCUCAUCCGAUGCUUGAUGGCCCCAUGUAUUCAGUACAUCCAAAUAUUCCAGGGUGUGUGAGCAGAGUAGCUAUCUUUGAAGACCAAAGGAUUAUUUAUGGAAUGGUGGGAGGAGAACUUUGUCUAUUCAACCCUGGACAAGAUGACCACCACAAACUAGAGUCUCACAUAAGCAAAAUCACUUGCUUAGAAAUCAGUACAAAAGAGACAUAUGCACUUAGCGGCUGUGAAGACUCCGUUCAGCGUUUGUGGAAUAUGGAGAAGGGUGACUGGGAACAUGAGAUGUGUUAUAAGGGCUUCUUCUUCCAAGGUGUUGAAUGCGCCUGUUUCUCACCAGAUGACUGUUAUAUUUAUACUGGAUCUCAGGACAGAGCAGUCAAAGUAUGGGAUGUAACAAAUGGUUCUUUGCUUGCAGUGCAAUAUGUAUACGCAACCAUCACUCGUCUUGUCUCCACCCCUGAUGGAUUUUUGGGAACCACAAGACUGGGGUAUGUCAUUCAGGAGAAGUUUCAGUGCCCACAAACUGUAAGCCAGCAGUACAACCCAUUGCAGAACAUCAAGGCUACAUGCACGGUUAAAUCUAAGAAAGUGAAGGACACCAGUAGAAAGACUGUUCAUUCAGAGGCAAAACUGGGAAAGAAAUGGUGGAAAUGCAAAGAGCAAACUGAAAAAUCUUCACAAAUAUGCCAUAUUGUCUAACCUUCUUAGUUUAGGAGCUGUCGCUACCAUUUGGAAGGACGAAACGGAGGAUCUAGAAUCUAGAGAACAUGCACUCUAAUGAGAAGAACCUAUCAUUAGCAAUUUACAAAUCAGUGAGAUAUAAGGAAAGACAAUACCAUGUGCAAUACCACUAAUAGCCUGGCAGUGUUUUUAGAAGAGAGGAGACAUGUUUUUCAAACUUUGUAUAACCCCAGCAAUACCAAUACAACAACGUGUCACAUGCCACAUGUACUGUACACAGCACCUACCGGUAAAUACAUUUAUCACAAGGUCUGGACUGUUGUAGAUGGACUGCUCUUUUUCUGUAAUGGGAUAAUACAUAUACAGCAAUACUGUAACCACUUUGUACAAACAGAAAUAA
Bufo gargarizans (Asiatic toad) is the source of this 5457-nucleotide messenger RNA. It is a transcript of the gene NWD1, whose product is annotated as NACHT and WD repeat domain containing 1. Gene Ontology annotation, molecular function: protein binding. The record is from RefSeq and is a predicted model, not a curated record. The coding region runs from base 39 to 5075 and encodes 1678 amino acids. NCBI's taxonomy places the organism in Eukaryota, Metazoa, Chordata, Amphibia, Anura, Bufonidae. The transcript has 21 exons.